AAGGCAUGCUGUCGUUUGUCUUCAUCUAUCCCUAACAACCUGUGUGCCUCUUGUUGCCUCUGCCGCCAGCGAUAUAGCGACUGUCACCGCAAUCGCGCGACAAGCACCGAGGAAACAUCGCUAUACUCUUGCGACUGUGACUCAGUCCGUCUUCGGCCUUUGCUGCUCCCUACCGACGUCGUCGCUUCUGUUCUUGCAACACUCACAGCUCACAGCGCCCAGCAUGUCAUCGACCCGCUCUGCGAUCCAAUGCCACAUCAUUCAGCUUGGUUGUUUUGCUUCGGACGUACCCUUCUGCGUCUAUCUAUAUCCUGACCCGUCUUCUUCACCUUCAGGCAAGCCGUCCUUACUGCCAACGUUGCGUUCUCGUGACGUUGACUUCCUCUUCUUUGACACACCUUCGUUCCUCCGUGACUCUCGGGUCAUUCCGCAUGCUGUCGUCGCCAGUCCAGUUGCGCACUUUCGCACUUGCCCUCCUACGCAUCCCGACUUUAUCGAUGAUUACUUCACAUUUUCGGUAAUUCAUACCGCCGGUGGCAGACUCAAGUGCUCUGCUCUUGCCGACCUCUGCAAGUUCACGAUUGAUGAAUUGGUGCAAGGCCAUAGUGCAUCAGUGUUGAAGUCUAUCAAGGGCCUGGUCAUGGUUGAACCUGUCCGGAGUGAGUUUCAAUGCGUCUUGGUAGACGUAACUAAGGAGGGUCUGCCGGCGUCCAGACCGGUGACAUCUGGCAGUCAAAAAAGCGCAGAGUCUUCCACACAUGCCCCCGCAGCUCGUACUCCUCCGAGGAAUACUGUAGCGAAAGCUGCGACUGUUUCUCCGGUGGUCGUUAAGGACGAGCCGACAUCACCAGUCAUCCGCCCGGCGACGACUGUACCUGGCUCCACGUCACCUACGAGCCGCCCUCAGCAUCCAGCGCACAUCCGCCUUCAACACGGCUCGACACAUCCGACUCCUAGUUCUCAACCAUUGGCUUCACAGGAUGGCGUGUCUAGCCCUCGGCGGCGUCGUAUGCUCACGGUAAAUCCUUCUUUGCAAACAGCUACGCUCGCUUGCUUGAGUCCCGGUAUGCCAUUAUCAGCGAGGCUUGACCCGGAGCGUAGGAAAGACGUGAUGGAGAGCAUGACGGUACGUGAGCGUCAAGCCGCUCUGAUUCAGGAGAGGUCCAUCGGCGGCGCCCAAAGGUCUCGUUCCUCGAAACGAGGGUUGCCAACUGAGCUGGACACCGAUGGGGCUUCUUUUCUUGGCUCCGCUACGAGAAGUGCCAAGCGUCGUGCCCCGCCUGCUCGCCUUAGCAUCAGUGCUCCGUCGGACGCUCAUAUCCCAACUAUCCGAUCAGCGCCGUUGCACAGAACGCAAGGUCGUGAUCUGCCUCUCGACAGUCCUCAACCGAUGCCUGAGACGAACAGGCCAUUGGCUACGUCGUUACCAAGAACCGUGGACAUGAAUCGACUACCCUCCAUAAGCGAUUUUCUCAACGAUAUGAAGGCAACAUCCAAUCCUCCUGGAACCGAGCGGCCGUCGAACCCAAAACUCGCCACUCUCCCGCCGCCUCGGCCUCCACAUUGUAAUAGCAAUACGAGCCUACAGCCACCUGCAAAUCUUGCCUCGUCAUUGGAUCAGGCUGUACAGCCUUCAUUGCGGCCUGCGAGCGUUACAUCGAUUAUUCACUCCCAGCAGCCUCCGACACCGCCGUCUCCCAACAUUCACCAGGAAGCUACCAACACCUUUUUUGCUGCUUUUGAGAACGUUCCCGGUGUGAAACGCCGCAUCAGGCCGGUACAGCUGAGUUCAGGCUCUGGCGCAGAUCUGGAGAUGGCGAGGACGACGGGGGAGACGGAUGAAGCUAUCGGGAAGAGGAAGGCGGCAUUUCUAGAAGUUUGUGGGAAGGCGUUCGAUCUACUUAUAGGAAGGACUGUGGUUUGAGUUUAGCUAUAGCCUCUUGCAGGUGGACUUGUCCCAAUGGCAUUCCAUUGCUAUAUUCCAUGGGCAUGCGGCGUUCGCCUUGCUGGUACUUGGGAUUUGUAUUGAUACUUUGCAAGGUAAAAUACUCGUGACUG
This is a messenger RNA of Saitoella complicata NRRL Y-17804, 2058 nucleotides long. RefSeq lists its product as uncharacterized. Lineage: Eukaryota; Fungi; Ascomycota; Saitoellomycetes; Saitoellales; Saitoellaceae. The transcript has a single exon. The record is from RefSeq and is a predicted model, not a curated record. Bases 224 to 1924 code for a protein of 566 amino acids.